Messenger RNA from Porites evermanni, 1995 nucleotides. NCBI's taxonomy places the organism in Eukaryota, Metazoa, Cnidaria, Anthozoa, Scleractinia, Poritidae. The record is from the annotation of a GenBank genome assembly.
AUGGCGGAGAGAAACGUCUUAUACCAGCGGGCUAUACGAACUUUAAUUCCAUCCCGAAUCAUUAAGCAAUACCAAAGCUACUGUGAGAGCGUAGCUUUUGAGCCAUACAGUGAACGUACACUCUUCCGAAUAUUGGAGGCAUACUCUGCUUCAAAGCAGGUCUCGUCACAAGGACUUGAUUACAUCGCCACAGAAAGUGAGGAAGCUUUCGAUCAGUUGAAAUCCAUUGUAAACGUGCUGCAAGAUAACGGGGUCGAUGUCACCUGGGCAAAUUCUAUCAAACAGGAUCUAAAGGCUGGUAAGAGAUACCUCAAGACGGAUUGUAAAACUCACACGGGCAGCAAAGAGAGAUGUAAAGAUCACUGUACCACAUUUUCGCUCAGUGAUCCGAAUAAUAGUUACUACUCUAGUUCAUGCAACCAUGAGCAUGAAAAAAUCGACGAGAAGUUAAAUGACAAGAACGUUCCCUUGACAGAAGAACAAAGGGCUAGAUCUCAGUAUGACCAUAAACGGGCCAUAAAUUCCAUCCUCUUAUGGAAGGCGCAUUUGCUUCGUAUAGUAGUCCAGGAAAAGGCUAAGCAAGACGUCAUCACUAAUCUUUAUAAAGAAAGCACCCUUUUGAUCAUGGACUGGGCAAUGAAAUUUCUGCCAAUGAAGUUCCGCGAAAGGAUGGACGACUUCUAUGGUAGGCGUGGGGAGAAGCUGACCUGUUCGAUUAAGAGCGCUAGCGAAGAUGAGGACAGAGUUGAGGUGGACACAUUUGUUCACAUCUUUGACUCCUGUACCCAGGAUUGGUUCAGCGUUGCGUCAAUAGUCGAACACGUUCUUAGCGUAAUUAAGAUGGAAGACCCAUCUGACAGAGUUGAGGUGGACACAUUUGUUCACAUCUUUGACUCCUGUACCCAGGAUUGGUUCAGCGUUGCGUCAAUAGUCGAACACGUUCUUAGCGUAAUUAGGAUGGAAGACCCAUCCAUCACCAAAUUUUUCCUACGUUCUGAUAACGCCGGUUGUUAUCACAACACUGAGCUUCUCUUGAGUCUCAGAGCCAUGGGGGAAAGACAUGGAGUGGAGUUUAAGCCCUAUGAUUUCUCUGAUCCGCAAUCCUGCAAAGAUGUUUGCGACCGUAGAAUUGCCUCGAUGAAAACCCACAUGCGACGGUGGGUAAACGAGGGCCAUGGCAUCACUACUGCGGAGGAAAUGAAAAUUGCACUUGAAUCUCAUGAAGGCGUUAGGGGAUGUCGAUUUGCAGUUGUUGAAAUUGAUAAAUCGACCCAAAAUCCACAGGUGAAAAAGACCCCAGGUAUCAGUUUCCUGAACAAUUUUAUGUUCUUUGAUGAGGGCAUUCGGGCAUGGAAAGCAUAUCAGAUUGGGGAAGGUCAUUUUUAUCCGUAUUCUUCCCUUACAACCAAUGCUCAAGGAGCUACAGCAAUAAAAGGUCUUAAUCCGUUUUCGUCACCAUCUAAUUGCUCUGGGGCUUCAGUGGCUGGACAUUCCUCCAUUUCGCCCGGCCUGUUCUUUUGUGAGGAAGAAGGAUGUGUUAAGAUGUUUUCUACCUACAAAGAACUUCAGCAUCAUUUAGAUGCGGAACGCCAUCUCUUCGUGGAGGAGCAAUACACUGCGUACGAUGUCAUCAAGAAAAAGUGGGCCAGCAUCUUAUCAAACGUAAACUUACAGAAACAGCGCACUUUUCCAUCAAUGCAGGCUGGUUAUGAAGGCGUUUUGAAUUGCCAAGAGGCAGUUGAGGGAUGGCCGCUUAAGACCGUCCAAAAGUCAAGCCGGAUGUCCGAAGACGUUAGAAACUACUUAAUCCAAAGGUCCAAUGAUGGAGCAAAGACAGGCAACAAAGCAGAUCCAAAACAGGUUGAACAUGAAAUGAAACAUGUAAGAAACACAACUGGUGGCUUAUUAUUCCAACCUUAUGAGUGGCGUACCUCAAAGCAGAUUGCAAGUUUUUUUCUCAAAUCUCUCAAAGUCUCAGCGUGCAAAGAACAUUGA